AUGGAUCUUGUACUCAAUGUUGCAGAUUAUUAUUUUUUUACACCAUAUUUAUAUCCAGCCACAUGGCCAGAGGAUGACAUCUUCCGACAAACUAUUAGUCUCCUAAUUGUAACAAAUAUUGGUGCCUUUAUUCUUUAUUUCCUCUUUGCAUCGCUGAGCUAUUAUUUUGUCUAUGAUCAUUCAUUGAUGAAACAUCCACAGUUUUUACAGAAUCAAGUGUAUCGAGAAAUUAAGUUUACUGUCCAGUCAUUGCCAUGGAUAAGUAUUCCCACUGUUUCAUUGUUCCUUUCAGAGGUGAGAGGUUACAGCAAAUUAUAUGAUGACAUAGGAGAGUUUCCAUAUGGUUGGAUUCAACUUAUUGUUAGUGUGAUAUCAUUCCUCUUUUUCACUGACAUGUUGAUUUAUUGGAUUCACAGAGGCCUUCACCAUCGACUUGUGUAUAAGCGCAUACACAAGCCUCAUCAUAUUUGGAAGAUUACCACUCCGUUUGCAAGUCAUGCUUUUCACCCUGUGGAUGGCUUCCUUCAGGGUCUACCUUACCAUAUAUACCCUUUUAUUUUUCCCUUACACAAGGUAGCUUAUUUAGCCUUGUACAUCAUGGUCAAUAUCUGGACAAUUUCCAUUCACGAUGGUGAUUAUCGCGUCCCCAGAAUCUUAAGGCCAUUUAUUAAUGGUGCAGCUCAUCAUACAGACCAUCACCUAUACUUUGACUAUAACUAUGGACAGUAUUUUACACUGUGGGAUAGAAUUGGAGGCUCGUUCAAAAAUCCUUCUUCUUUUGAAGGGAAGGGACCGCUUAAUUAUGUGAAAAAUAUGACUAAAGAAAACUGCACCAGCCAUUUGGGAAAUGGUUGUAAAAAUGAGAAAAUUUUCAAUGACGAGUGUACAAAGAAUGAGUAG
Messenger RNA from Chrysochloris asiatica (Cape golden mole), 900 nucleotides. It is a transcript of the gene SC5D, whose product is annotated as sterol-C5-desaturase. The record is from RefSeq and is a predicted model, not a curated record. Gene Ontology annotation, molecular function: iron ion binding; oxidoreductase activity. The coding region runs from base 1 to 900 and encodes 299 amino acids. The transcript is spliced from 4 exons. NCBI's taxonomy places the organism in Eukaryota, Metazoa, Chordata, Mammalia, Afrosoricida, Chrysochloridae.